UACAAAAGAGACUCCAGAGUGGAGUUGUCUUCUCGCGUGACGUCCUUCUUCCGGCAUCACAGUGGUAGGCUACGAGAAAGAGAACUGUCCAAGGUUCUGACACCAUGGAUGCACGUCUCGAGGGGUCCUCAUUUCCCCCUGCCAGCAGUAGUAACUGGAACACCAUGAUGAAGGAGGGUGACAGUUUUGAACCAUGUAAUGUGAUCCCAGAGUGCAGAACUCUGCUUCGAGCAUCUGAGUCCCAUGGGCUCCAGCUUCUGAAUCUGGUUAGAUCAUUUCGUGAGCGAGGACUGCUGUUUGACUUCACAUUAAAGGCCCAGGAGCACACCUUUCCCUGCCAUCGAUGUGUGUUGGCAGCUUGCAGUGAUUUCUUCAGAGCCAUGUUUGAAGUGGAUAUGCACGAGCGCAAUGAGGGCUCCGUAACCCUGGGCAACCAGUCUCCCAGAGCAGUGGGUGCCUUCCUGGACUUUGCGUACACUGGAGAAGCAGUCGUCAGUGACAACAACGUAGACAUGCUUUUCCAGCUGGCCUCCUUCCUGCAGGUGUCAGUUCUCUCCAGGGCCUGCAGUGACUUCCUCAUCAGUACCCUGGACAUCUCCAACUGUCUGUCCCUCUCGGCUCUUGCUGAGGGCUAUGGGUCAUCGUCCCUACAGCAGAAAGCAAAUGAGUUUGUGGUUCAGAACUUCCAGAGCUUCUCUUUAACACAAGACUUCCUAGAAAUUCAGGUGGAAAUGCUAGAAGCCUGCUUAAGGGACAAUGCACUGUGCGUUCCUAGUGAGGAGGCCGUGGUGAUGUCACUGUUGAGAUGGUUAGAUCACAAUCUAAAAGGGAGACGGAGACUGUUGAUAGGACUACUGUCUCUAACCCGAUUGCACCAUUUACCUGCUGCAGUGCUGACGGCUUUGCGCGACACAGAGCCUCUCCUCCGUGGCGACGAGGCCUGCGUCGCCCUGCUGUCGGAGGCACUGGGGAAGCAGACCCGGUACGGCGGCCUGCUGACCGACGCCAGGCCCGCCACCGUACGGAGCUACAUCUACACCCAGAAGACAGAGGAGAACGGCCAGACCCGGCACUCCUUCUGCUACUCCCUGGAAGCCGACCGAUGGAGGGAGGUGUCGCCGGAACCCUGCCUGGGGGGAGGGAGCCCCCUGGUGCCUGACCUACCGGGUUCACACCUGAGCAGCUUCGCUGAGAAGUUGUUUGUGACUGGCGGUUGCCGGGGUAACUGUUGCCGAGCUGUGCGCCUCCAUGUGGCUGAGCCAUUCCAUGACGCCACAGACGAGGUGUGGUGCCUCUGUCCUGUGACCGGUAGCUGCACAGCGAAGGCUGCCAUGUCGAAGCCGCGCACCAUGCACACGGCCGUGACCUGCCUGGACAGAGUGUACGUCAUCGGGGGACGGUCCCGAGGACCCAGAGGAGAGACACCCAGUCUCCUAGAGGUGGAGUACUACGACCCCCUCUCCGAGAGCUGGACUUUAGUCAGCCCUCUGCCAGCAGCCAUCUUCUACCCAGAGUCUAGCACCUGUGGCAGCAUCAUCUACACCCUGGGCUCAGAGGUGGAGAUCAGCGACUCCUUCAACCCCUCCCUUGACUGCUUCUUCAGCUACAACGCCGGGCAGGACCAGUGGAGCCGCCUGGUGGCAGAGUUCGGCCAGUUCUUCCACGCCAAGCUAAUCAAGGCCGUGUCUAUUCAUGAAACACUGCAUCUUUGUGACCUGUCCACCUAUAAGGUCUACAGCUUCUGUCCAGAGACGUGCAUCUGGAAGGGGGAAGGCUCGUUUGAGUGUGCCGGGUUCAAUGCCGGGGCGGUGGGAACAAGGGACCGAAUUUACAUCCUGGGUGGAGAAUACUCCCCUGACGAGAUCACAGAUGAUGUUCAGGUUUACCACAGUGGGCGGAGUCAGUGGGAGGAAGUGGCCCCAAUGCCCAGAGGCCUCACUGACUUUCACUGUCAGCUCCUUAGCUUCAACAGAUACAGAGACCCCUGGGGGGAGAGAGGUGAUCCAGCAUAAUGUACAGUGCAUUGCAUAACGCAUGCAUUUGUGCAUUCAUGGACGUACAUGCAAGCAUGCAAGUGGAUGUACUGUACUUCAUCCAUGUCAAAAAGCCAGUAGGUAUUCUUGCAGGGGACAUGGGCUCUCCUUAGUCUCAACAUUUCUAAGCUAGACUACCCCGCUUGAUGACCAAUUUGGAAAAAGUGAAUAAUCAGAGUAUUUAACCGAGCUGUGCCAAGAAGACUAUGGAGGAUAUCAACACUAUGCUCUCUAAGGGAGAUACACUCCAUCUUUGUUAUAGUUUCUUGUUACCUUUUUUUUUAUAGUUUACCCCAUUAUCAUGGUCCCGGGGAAAUCUAUGAUUCGUUGCUAUGUUUUAAGUACCAGAUACAUUGAGAUACUUUUCUCGUCCGUCUACUUUUUUAAGUUUGCAAUGGCAGCUGGAAUAUUUAUUGUGAUGUGUUUGUUUAUAGGGGUUUAGGUCACAUUGUGAAAUCCAUAUAAUAUGAACGGUCCCCAGAUGAGGAUUUUCUAUGCAGCCAUUUAGAACAAAAUGUAAUAGAAAAGUGAACAGCCUCUGAAUUAUUAAACUAAUGAAUGGUGGUAUGUGGAACAACUGUACAAAUUAAUUUUUAUUUUCAUUGCAAACUCAAUUUUUUUUUAUUUAUAUUGUGUUCUCAUACCCCCAGAAUUGCUCCUAAUGUUUCAGAACAUUUGAGUGAAAAAAUGUUAAGCAUAUAAGGGUCUGUAUCAAGUCCCGUAACUGUGCUGGAAUAAAAAUAAAUAAA
This is a messenger RNA of Gadus chalcogrammus (walleye pollock), 2782 nucleotides long. Its product is annotated as kelch repeat and BTB domain-containing protein 3-like. The record is from RefSeq and is a predicted model, not a curated record. The transcript is spliced from 10 exons. NCBI's taxonomy places the organism in Eukaryota, Metazoa, Chordata, Actinopteri, Gadiformes, Gadidae. Gene Ontology annotation, molecular function: protein binding. The coding region runs from base 105 to 2012 and encodes 635 amino acids.